AUGGCUUUCGCAAUACAAGAACGUGACCAGGCACGAGGACAUGAGACGGCGUCGUAUGAAGUGAUCGAUGGAAAUUCUCAAGCAGAAGCGCUAGACCUUGAUGAUGAAGAUGUAAGAGUGCUUAUUGUUAUACACAGGCGACAAGCUGUGGACGAUGACGAAAAUGAUGAUGAGCCAAGGAUCGACCAUGACAUCUCCGUCGGCAACACUGAAGCAAAGGCGGCCACUGCUCCUGCUCGUGAGCCGCUGAUGUCGUUUGGGGAAGUUGUCGCCGUGCUCUCGAAUCCUUUUGUUGAAAACAAACGCUGCUUUGAGAGAAUUUGCGGAAUGCAUUCAAAAAACAAGGAAGUCGCACCAAUCGAUGAAAUGCUUGAGAAUGGUCUUCUGAACGCGCUCGACGACACGGUUCGAUUCAAAUUUGCCGAUUUGGUCGAUCAUCAACAUCGUUGCGAGAACAAAUUGAUGACUUUCAAAAGUUUCCCUUCUUUGCCGUCUCUUUUCAAAACAAAAACAAAUUCUGAAGAAAUCGAAGGUGUUCGAGGCACUUCAAUUGCUGAAAGUGAAUCACGAUCUGCACUCAUUCGUCCUGUUUUACCGGCCCAUCGCGUCGAGUAUCGGGGUGUCGAAGUAACGCUGUUCAACGCGAAGAUCGAGGAGAAAGACGGUCGGAUUGUGGCAUCACCCUAUCUUCUCGCUUUUUUUUCUCGAGCGACGAACUCGCUCGGUUCUCUCAAUGUA
This is a messenger RNA of Mesorhabditis belari, 738 nucleotides long. The record is from the annotation of a GenBank genome assembly. Lineage: Eukaryota; Metazoa; Nematoda; Chromadorea; Rhabditida; Rhabditidae.